Messenger RNA from Cyclocybe aegerita, 432 nucleotides. Lineage: Eukaryota; Fungi; Basidiomycota; Agaricomycetes; Agaricales; Hemipholiotaceae. The record is from the annotation of a GenBank genome assembly.
AUGUGUGCGAAUCGACCGUGCCGGCCUCAGAGUCUUCACUUGCAAAAUCAGGCUGGACUUUACUAUCCUCUCUGCGUAUCACCGGACACCCCACACCUCUCGAUGCAUCUUAGCGAAGAUCAUCCGCCCAGAGCAUCGCCUCUGGUCUACCAUUUCUCUUCUGUGAACCGAGCCAUAGAUUUCUAUGUGGGUCCCAAUAUUUGGGUUAGCUCUCCGACACAGUCAAAUAAGACAGCAUCCAGCUUUGUAUUUCUCUCUCGUCAUGGCGACCUGCCAGAGCUCGUCCUGCUUAUUCAGAAGCGCUGGCGAGCGGUACGAUUGAGGAACAAGAGGCUGCUAUGGAGCAUACGCAGCCUUAACGCCGGCGGACUGACGAAAACCUACCCGAUGCUCCUUUGGCCGGCUUCUCACCUGUUUCAAGAACCCAGAUGA